Camponotus floridanus (Florida carpenter ant) is the source of this 726-nucleotide messenger RNA. Its product is annotated as proline-rich protein 2-like. Lineage: Eukaryota; Metazoa; Arthropoda; Insecta; Hymenoptera; Formicidae. Bases 1 to 726 code for a protein of 241 amino acids. The transcript has a single exon. The record is from RefSeq and is a predicted model, not a curated record.
AUGACCGGCAACACUCCCGACGGAGGGCCCCAAGUUCCCCCGGGGGGUCGAGAUACACCUCUGGCCGGCGGCCAAAGGCAGCACCGGCACAGGGUCCCAGCCCCUUACUCACCCAUGAGGGGUUUGACUCCCCCAUGGGCUUUCAGGGGUUCCGCGUCUCCGACCACGCGGAUACUGCAGGGGGCGGCGCCACCCGGGGGGCCCCACGGACGGUUGGGACGGGGCAGCCGCUCCCCUACCCCGCCUUACCCGCCGUGGCGACCAGCACGCCCCCACACCGGACUGGCCGGAUCUGGGGGGCAAGCGCCGUCCCGGUGGUUGCCGCUUCGGAAGGGGAAACGGUCGCGGACAACCACCGGGUAUCCAAACUCUCGCCGCCAGACCCCGGCCUCGGAAUACGUCCGAGCGGCUCUGGCGGCUGGCAGCGGCGGGGGACCACCAACGGGGAAGACCCCCCGUUGGGGACACCCAACCGCUGCAUCCUCCGUCGCACCGACCCCGCCUCGGAAACAUCCGAGCGGCUCGGUGCGACCCGGGCCGGCAGUCCGGAGAAGUCCGGUCACCCGGAUAUCUCCGGGUGAGUCAUCUGCCGACCCGUCCCCUCCUCCUACUUGGCGCGUAUCCCGGGGUCACACCCCGGGCCGUUUGCCAAGCGGUGGGAGGCGACUACCCCCUUGCGGGACGCCGCUUCCACCCUUCACCGAAGGGCCACCCAAACUCGGAUGA